Messenger RNA from Exophiala xenobiotica, 2089 nucleotides. RefSeq lists its product as uncharacterized. The coding region runs from base 323 to 1822 and encodes 499 amino acids. Gene Ontology annotation, molecular function: magnesium ion binding; RNA-DNA hybrid ribonuclease activity; nucleic acid binding. Gene Ontology annotation, biological process: DNA replication, removal of RNA primer. The transcript is spliced from 2 exons. Lineage: Eukaryota; Fungi; Ascomycota; Eurotiomycetes; Chaetothyriales; Herpotrichiellaceae. The record is from RefSeq and is a predicted model, not a curated record.
CCCUGGUCCCUCCCUGGUCCCUCCCUUGUCCCUCCCUUGGCUACUUCCAGGAGUUGAGGACCCGUUGCCUCAUUCACCGCUGUUCUCCCUCUUCCAUUCCUUUCUAGGUGUUAAUAUGGGUGACCUCGUAGCACCUCCCCUCGAUUAACUUCCGUCUAACACUGCCGGACGCACUGCGUCUCGGCUUUCCUUGCAUUAUCCACGACUGCUCUGCUCUUUCACGACUGGAAAAGCGUGCUCGUUCACGCACUGCUCCCCUCUCCUAUUCAAUCUGCCUCGUCUUCGAAGACUAGGCCUUGCCCUUCGUCCUCUCUACUCCCGUAUGACCAUGGCGCAACCUGCACUCUCUGCCCCGAUCGACGAUGCCGGUCGCUUAAGCCCUGGCCUAGCCGCCACAAACACGGCAGCUGGACAGAAGAGGAAGAGAACCACUGAGCGCAAAUUCUACGCAGUGAGAGAAGGAAAGGAGCCUGGCAUCUACGACACAUGGCCUGAAUGCCUGAGUCAGGUGAAGGGCUUCAAGGGCGCAGUGUUCAAAGCUUUUCACAAUCUUCACGAGGCUCAAGCUUGGAUGGAAGGCAAACCGUUGACCGAGUCCAGACUGAAUCUAGCAGAUCAGAAAUUCUAUGCAGUUCAGAGUGGAAAAGUGCCGGGAGUAUACACGGACUGGACACAAGCCCAAGCCCAAAUACGCGGAUUCAGUAAACCCAAACACAAAAAGUUUAAUACAAGAGCAGAAGCAGAGGCGUUUGUUGCAGCCGGAAGAAGACCGAAGGGCCUCGAACCGGCACAGCAUCUUACACCUGAAGAGGAAAUCCGCAGACUGAUCGUCCGCAAUUCUGCGCCCGGCCUACAAACGAACGGCACGUAUGCCCCCACAGACAAAGAUGGGAAUCCUUACACCGCGGCGAGACGACCUCUUCCGCCUGGUGCAGAGGAUGGCUAUGAUCCGAAUGUCAAGCUUGCACCUGAUGGGACGAUUAUCGAUCGGACCGAAGAAGAGAAGGUGCGAACGAAGAUGAUGAUCAGAGAAAUGAAUCCUCCAGGUAUGCUACGGAUAUACACGGAUGGAUCGAGCUUGAAGAAUGGUCAAGCAGGAGCCAGGGCUGGAGUGGGAGUGUUUUUCGGACCACAAGAUCCCAAGUAUGAUAACUCCAAAUCCAAAUCCAAGCGUCCUAAGACUCAGCGCGUUUAUACCAUGGACUGGGCGGCGCGGCAGCAAAGUCCAGAAUCUCCAGACUCGACACAGCGACGGAAAGAAGACGAGUCCGAAGAAGAAAAAAAGCUAACGAAUUGGCGUUACAGAAAUGUCUCCGAGGCACUCAAGGGCAGUAAACAGACCAAUCAACGGGCCGAGUUGACUGCGAUUUUGCGAGCCUUGAAUAUUGCGCCAUUGCAUCGAGAGGUCACCAUCUACACGGAUAGCAAGUAUUCGAUUGAUUGUGUGACGAAUUGGUACAAGAAUUGGAGAAAGAACAACUGGACGAAUGCCAAAGGCAAACCGGUGGAAAACAAAGAUCUGGUUGUGGAGAUUCGAGAAAAGAUCGAGGAGAGAGAGCAGUUCGCCAAAGGAACGUACUUUGUCUGGGUCAAAGGGCAUAACGACAAUGCGGGUAAUGUUGCUGCUGAUCGGCUGGCCGUGGCAGGUGCAAUGAGUGGGAGGGGAGUCCCGGAUGAGGGCGAUGGUGAGGAUACGGCUCCUACGGACGUAGGUGACCAUAGAAAUGGUGACGACCAUGAUGACGAAGAUGAUGAGACCAAAGAAGCUUUUGGGGCUAUGAACCAGGCCAUGAAGGACCAUGGCGAGGACGAAGUCAAGUGAAAGGUCAGGAUAGACCAGCUUGCUAGGACUUGGACCUAUCGAAGCCAGCAUCAUUGGAGCAUUUGGGAGCUGGGCAUGUACGACUAAGGUGGUAUGAGAAUGCCGGAUACGCGGCUGGAAGCUGCUUUCGUGUCGGCCGGAUGAGCAGCUUCUUCGGCUUGAUGUGCAAAUACCUAGACGUUGCUCUACCCUUCAAACAGUCCGCUAUAUUGGGAUGACGACGUCUCUUUGGCUGCUGCCCAGAUCAUACUAGUCCCCCGUACUGAU